GUAAAUCACAGAGAGAUGCGGAGAAUGCUGAGAGAAUGUUUCUUUAAGACCCAUUACCUUCCAAUCCGACAGAGGGAGAGGCUAUGGUAAGGUGGUGUGCCGUCGCUCCCCCGCUCCCUUAUGCCAUUUACAUGUGGAAAGGAGCGAGUCGGGGGAAAACCAUAUAUCCGGGGUUUUAAAAGGGGCACAGGCACAAAAUCCGCUCAGAUGGAUCCGAGUAAUAUUUAACGUCAGAUUUGGACAAUAUGGGAAACGCACGAUGACUGUGGUGAAUCAGGUGUGUCGACGCUGGGCUGAAACAAAAGCUCUACCCCUCUAGCGGCUCUCCAGACCCUGGGCUGGAGACAUGUGGCCGCACGGGUGAAAGGUUGGCACGAGAGAGGUCCUCCUCAGCACUCCUGGAUGAGCUAUCUCUUCUGGUGCUGUGAAGACCAAACCAGUCAGAGAACGGCCUUCCUCGGUCCCUUCCUCGCUUCUGGCCCCUCCCUUUUCUUACCCUAGGCCAAUCCUAGCCUCCGACCAAGCCCAGUGUCCCACAGACAGUUCCUGCUUUGGUCAAUCAAGAGUACAUUGAUCCACCCUGGUAAACAAACCCCAGGAGUUUCACAGUAAAAAGGUUAGUUACAGAGAAAGGUGCCCCAGGCCCUUUUGUUAGUGUUGUUUUUAAGAGAGAAGUAAGACAGUGUUAUCAGAUGGAGUGAAAAAUAUCAUCAAACAUGACUGAUUGAAGUCAUUUUCAAACAAUUAUUUACCAAGAUACCAAGCAACUGUUUCCAACUUUCUACACUGUCAUUUCAGCCAGAGAUGAACAGACUCAAGCAGAAAAUAUUGUACGAGUAAGGGAGCAGAUAGACGUUCUGUCGACGGAUCCCACAAACUCACACUUUGACGACACACAGGGCUUUCUGUUGCGCACGCAAACCCCAGACAUUCCUCUGCAGCCUGCCACACACUCUCCUGUCCCAUGAUGAUGUGCGAGGUGAUGCCCACCAUUUCAGAGGACGGGCGCGGCGGGGGGCCCUCCUCCCCAGGGGUCGGUGCCGGUGUUGGGGGCCCCGGUGGGGCCAUGGGUGGAGGAGGCUACAGUGGCCGUGGCGAACCCAGGGGAGGGGGCGACGAGGGGGGCAGCACGGGGAAUCUGGAGUCCCUUAUGGUCAACAUGCUGACGGAGAGGGAGAGGCUGCUGGAGAGCCUGAGGGAGACCCAGGAAAGCCUCGGAACAGCCCAGCUACGCCUCCGAGAACUGGGCCACGAGAAGGACUCCCUCUCCAGACAGCUGUCCAUCGCUCUGCCACAGGAGUUCGCCGUGCUGACUAAGGAGCUGAACGUUUGCCGGGAGCAGCUACUGGAGAGGGAAGAGGAGAUUGCUGAGCUCAAGGCGGAAAGAAACAACACUCGCUUGUUGCUGGAGCACCUGGAGUGUCUCGUGUCCCGUCACGAGCGCAGCCUGAGGAUGACGGUUGUGAAGAGGCAGGCCCAGUCCCCGGCGGGUGUCUCCAGUGAGGUGGAGGUGCUCAAGGCCCUCAAGUCCCUGUUUGAGCACCACAAGGCCUUGGAUGAGAAGGUACGAGAGCGGCUCCGCGUGGCCCUUGAGAGGGUGACCCUUUUGGAGGAUCAACUACAGGCAUCCGCUCAGGAGGUAAUCUCUUUAAGAGACCAAAUCAAAAGACGACAACAAGGGUUGGACGGCGGGAAAGAUCGCCUACCCAACGGGCCCUCCUCUGGACUGGACGAGGGAGAGAUGGACAGACAGAGAGAAACAGAGAUAGAGCGCCAGCGAGCCGAGCUCUCCCAGUUGAAAGAGAGACUCGCCCUCAUGUGUCGGCAGGUUGGGGAAAUAGAGGAACAGCUUGCAGCCGCCAGGAGGGAGGUGACGAAGUCGGAGGAGGCCAAUCAGAAGCUCCAGAGGGACGUGAAGGAGGCUUUGUGCCAGAGGGAGGACAUGGAGGAGAGGAUCACCACAUUAGAACGCAGGUACCUCAGUGCUCAGAGAGAAGCGACCUCUUUACACGACAUCAAAGACAAGCUGGAGAAUGAGCUGGCCAGCAAGGAGUCACUGCACCGACAGAGUGAGGAGAAAAACAGGCAGCUCCAGGAACGCCUGGAUGACGCCAAGCAGAAGCUGCAGCAGACCCUGCAGAGGGCAGAGACCCUGCCCGAGAUAGAGGCCCAGCUCGCCCAGAGGGUGGCUGCCCUCAACAAGGCAGAGGAACGGCAUGGGAACUUUGAGGAGCGGCUACGACAGAUGGAGGCACAACUUGAGGAGAAGAAUCAGGAGUUGCAGAGGGCAAGGCAGAGAGAGAAGAUGAAUGAUGAACACAACAAACGUCUCUCAGAUACGGUGGAUAAGCUCCUGUCUGAGUCCAACGAAAGACUGCAGCUUCACCUCAAAGAGAGAAUGGCAGCCCUUGAGGAGAAGAAUGCACUGUCUGAGGAGUUAGUAAAUAUGAAGAAAAUACAAGAUGAUCUUCUUGCAAACAAGGACCAGCUCAUAGCCGAGCUGGAGAGAAUUCAGCUGGAAUUGGAUCAACUGCGGGGCAGGCCUGGCUCUUCCUAUUCCAGGUUAGCCACAAUGGAGCUUCAAGGGGCGACCAACGUGAGCUCACUUCCCUCCACCCUUUUUCGAAGAUCUCUUCCAGGGAGUGCCUCGGAGCUCCGCUACCCCCAGGGUGGUGGUUCCCUCCCAGCCGGCUACGGCAGCUCAUCCAGUGGCGUGGUGGUUCGGAGGGCACACCGCGGCCGAUGGGCCCCGCCCAGGGGCGACAGCAACAAGUACGGAGAGUGGGACAGUGGCCCCAUGAUGGGGCCUGGUUUUGAGGGGGGGGUCGAGGGAGGCUGUUCGGAUGACGAGGAGGACAGGGAGACCCUGUUCAGCUCAGAGCUGCUCUCGCCCAGCGGACAGACCGACGUGCAGACCCUUGCAAUCAUGCUGCAGGAGCAACUGGAGGCCAUCAACAAGGAGAUCAAGCUCAUCCAGGAGGAGAAGGAGAGCACGGAGCUGAGAGCAGAGGAGAUCGAGAGCCGAGUGAGCAGCGUGGCCCUGGACUCCUCCCCUCUGCCUCCCACCUCGCUGGGCAGCGGCAGGGACAGCGUGGGAAGGGGCUACAUGACCCCCUCUCUCACCUCCUCAACCCUGGCCUCCCCUUCGCCUCCUAGUUCUGGACAUUCCACACCCCGACUGCCACAUUCCCCAGCCAGAGAGUCAGACAGACAGAACAGCAAAGAGGGCGAUGACUGUCGGGCACUAGCCCUGAUUGACUCCACCCCUCCUCCAGUUCCUCGUGCUCUGCGAUUGGACAGAAUGACUCACACACACCCAGGGGCAGGGCUGGAUGACCAUCGAGAAUUCCGCAGUCUAUCUGCUGAUGGUGCCACCACCAGUAGUCAGGACUCUCUCCACAAAGCCACCAAGAAGAAGAGCAUCAAGUCCUCCAUUGGACGCCUGUUUGGGAAGAAGGAGAAGGGAAGGAUCGGAGGACCGGGCAGUCAGUCUGCUUCUCUGGCCUCUACGCCCUCUGACGACCUGGGAUCAGCCGAUCCCCUGGGCCUGGCCAAGAUGGGAACUGGCACAGUGGAGAAAGACCGCCGCAGCAAGAAGAAGCACGACCUGCUGGAAGAGGCCUGUCGUCAAGGUCUUCCCUUUGCCUCAUGGGAUGGCCCCACGGUGGUCACGUGGCUUGAGUUGUGGGUGGGCAUGCCCGCCUGGUACGUGGCGGCGUGUCGUGCCAACGUGAAAAGUGGCGCCAUCAUGGCCAACCUGUCGGACACGGAGAUCCAGCGGGAGAUUGGCAUCAGUAACCCCCUGCACCGCCUCAAACUUCGCCUGGCCAUUCAGGAGAUGGUGUCACUCACCAGCCCCUCAGCGCCAGCCAGCACGCGCUCUUCGACCAGUAAUAUAUGGAUGACUCAUGCUGAAAUGGAGUCUCUGACCGCUGCCAUAAAACCAGAAGUGAAGGAGUUUAGCUGGGACCAGAUCCUGGCCUAUGGGGACAUGAACCAUGAGUGGGUGGGAAACGAGUGGCUGCCCAGCUUGGGUCUGCCCCAGUACCGCUCCUACUUCAUGGAGUCCCUGGUAGAUGCUCGCAUGCUGGACCAUCUCACCAAGAAGGAGCUAAGGGGACAGCUAAAAAUGGUGGACAGCUUCCAUAGGGUAAGUCUUCAUUAUGGCAUUAUGUGCUUGAAGCGGUUAAACUACGAUAGAAAGGAACUUGAAAGGAGAAGGGAUGAGAGCCAACACCAAAACCAAGAUGUGAUGGUGUGGUCCAAUGAGCGAGUGAUGUGUUGGGUCCAGUCCAUUGGGCUUAAGGAGUUUGCAGAUAACCUUACGGAGAGUGGGGUCCAUGGGGCCCUCUUAGCCCUGGAUGACACGUUCGACUUUACUGACCUAGCCCUACUCCUCCAGAUACCCAAUCAGAACACACAGGCGAGGCAGAUGCUGGAGAAGGAAUAUAAUUCCCUCAUCUCCAUGGGAACGGAGAGGAGGCCAGAUGAGGACGGCACUAAGACGUUCACACGUUCCCCCUCGUGGAGGAAGAUGUUUAGAGAGAAGGACCUCCGGGGUGUGACCUCUGACUCCUCUGAAACAUUACCCGCCAACUUCCGUGCCUCCGCCAUCUCCACGCCCUCCGUCACCCUGAGGAAAGUCCAGAGUGAAGUGAACUCUGGACCCAGGGGUGAGUCAGGGUCAGUGAGAACAUAUUCCUGCUAGAAAUAAGCACACCAGAGUCCCAAAAAAAUCAACCCUGUUUUUGAAGAACAGAAAAGAUGAAGAUCGUCUACAAAAUGGAGGGUAGAACACAAUAACUCUAUUGGAAUCCUUGGCGAAACGAGGACAGAAUGUGAGAGAAUGAAAAGAUGCUAAAAUAGAGUGAAUGUCUGUCUGUAUGUCUUUCUGUCUGUCUCGCUCUCCAUCUUAGUCCACAGUUGUGGCAUGAAGCUGUUUGAUGCUGUAGAAAGUUACUCCAUCACCCAUUGUGAAGUUUAUCUUCAGUCGUGACUGUAAAAUGGCAAUAUUGACACAAUUACUUUUUUCCAUUGGGCGGAAAAGCUGAAUGCCCAUUCUCAUCAACAGAAAGAGAAUGGAACCGUGUUAGAAUUGUAUUUGAUUGGAACAUACAUAGCCUGUCAGAAUCUCAGUAACUGGUAAUAGGAUUUUGUUUUACAAGCUUUUGUACCAUGAACAGGAAGGCUAAGGUCUUUCCUUUACUUAAGAUCCACAAACUAUGGUCAUUUUCUUAGGGGACCACCUACAUUUAAAUUAGCACUUCAGAGCUGACUAAAUCAGGUAAAGGUAUCUGGUUAAGCAGUCAGCACCAUCCAAGGGGACUACUGACAGUCCACAGACCAGAGGUUGAAAAACACUGGAGAUAACAAAAAUAGUUAUAGGUGGUUACAAACAGUUAUAAAGGGAGACUAUGUAAAUGUAUGAGGGAGUGGAAUCAUAUGUUCUUAAGCCAUAACAGACACCAUGACAUGCACAAUGAGAAGGACAAUUAGUGAAGUGAAUUAUGACAAAAUCCUGUUCCAACAACAAAAAAAGUUUAACGUUCGUGUUAAUAUGCAUGCCAAAACAAAAACAUUUUAGGGUGAAAGUAAUGAUAUCAAUCAUCUAAUGAUCUGAAGGCUUGGGUAAGAAAUUUGUAAAAUGUGUGUAUUUAAUUUUUAUCAUUUUUUAUGAUAACUACUAUUGUGUGUGUGUGUGUGUGUGUGUGUGUGUG
This is a messenger RNA of Esox lucius (northern pike), 5717 nucleotides long. Its product is annotated as liprin-alpha-3. Gene Ontology annotation, biological process: synapse organization. Gene Ontology annotation, cellular component: presynaptic active zone. The record is from RefSeq and is a predicted model, not a curated record. NCBI's taxonomy places the organism in Eukaryota, Metazoa, Chordata, Actinopteri, Esociformes, Esocidae. The transcript has 32 exons. Gene Ontology annotation, molecular function: protein binding. Bases 965 to 4708 code for a protein of 1247 amino acids.